Messenger RNA from Lethenteron reissneri (Far Eastern brook lamprey), 5168 nucleotides. Its product is annotated as scavenger receptor class A member 5-like. Lineage: Eukaryota; Metazoa; Chordata; Hyperoartia; Petromyzontiformes; Petromyzontidae. Gene Ontology annotation, molecular function: scavenger receptor activity. Gene Ontology annotation, cellular component: membrane. The record is from RefSeq and is a predicted model, not a curated record. Gene Ontology annotation, biological process: receptor-mediated endocytosis.
AGUAGCAAUACGACAACGAUUAAAGGACCCAUGGCUACUUGGCAGAAACUUGAAAGCAGAACAUCUGAGCCCCUUGAAGAAGACACAAGUGGAUCCAAUGGCCACAUUUCGGAAUCAACCGCUGGUUUGGUGCUUGGCUCCAGCAUGAGAAUGAGUCCGACUCCAAAACGUGGAUCUUGGCCACGAUUCCUCUCCAGCCCAAAUGCAAUGAAGAGAGCGAUCAUUGUGCUGUACAUUCUCUUCGCCGUACAUUUUAUACUGUGGGCAAUGACAGCAGUGUCCCAGAGUAUGAGGCAAGGCAAUGAAGCCAAAACAGUUGAAACUGAUGUCAAUGAUCUUCAAAAAAACAUGACAUUGCCGUUUGAAAAAUACCAACAGUUGCCUGCAGGAGUGAUUGAUGAGACUGAAACUGCUACAUUUGAGUCACGUAGCCAGAAUGUUUAUCAUCAACACUCAGAUGUCAAAAGCCUCUUCUCUUCCACCGAGGAGUUGAAUUCAACGGUUCUGCUCUUGCAAUCCCAGCUCAAAACCCUGAAUGAUAAAACGGAGAACCUCUCAGACAUUACCACAGUUCAAAUGAACACGAACACUGCCAUAACAGAGCAGAGUAAGAUGCACAUCCAUCAAUUGCAGGAUAGGCUUGAGGGGGUGGAGAUGCUCCUGCAACAGUUGAUGAGUGCUGUCCAACGACUGAACCAGUCUUAUCAAGCGGAUAUUGCCUCCUACGGGAAUGACAUGCUCACUUUGAACUCUAUGGUGGCUAACGUGACCUACCAAUCCAUGGAGAUGAAGCAGACCCAAAGGGACAUGCAGAGGCAGCUGAAGAAUGAGAUGGAAAUUCUCAAGAAAGUGACGGAGGACGUGCGACUGAAUAACUGGGAGCACAGCAUCAAACUGCAGAACAUUACCAUAUUGACAGGUCCUCCUGGGCCAAAGGGGAACCAAGGCGACAUGGGGCACACAGGUGUACCUGGCAUGCCUGGCUCAAAGGGUGAAAGAGGAUUUACAGGUUUCCUUGGUCUUGCUGGACAGAAGGGAUAUCCAGGAGAAAAGGGGGACAUUGGACCCAGAGGGCCGUCUGGACUUCCAGGAACUCCCGGUGUCCGGGCAGAAAAGGGUAUGAGUGGAGACAAAGGUGACAAAGGUGACAAAGGUGACAAAGGUGAUCCAGACAACGUCAUAUUGCCCGUGGUGAGGCUUGUUGGUGGAAGAAGGUCCAACGAGGGGAGAGUGGAGGUGUUGCACGAUGGGCAGUGGGGCACCAUCUGUAACGACAACUGGAAUGUGCAGAAUGCGAAUGUCGUUUGCAAAAUGUUGGGCUACAGAAGUGCCUCUGCAUCACCUACCAUUGCGAGCCCAUAUGGCCAAGGGAGAGGUCCCAUCUGGAUGGAUGAGGUUGAUUGCAGCUCCACUGACACUGACAUCAGGAAGUGCAAGUUCAUCGGUUGGGGAAACCACAACUGCAACCAUAGCGAAGAUGUUGGUGUGGCCUGUGUUCCAUUGUGAUGCAAUUCACAACUUCUACUUUGGUGCUCAGCAAUGGCGUAACUACGUCAUCAGUGACGUAGUAACGACAUCAUCAGUGGCGUAGUAACUACAUAAGCAGUGGCGUAGUAACUACAUUAUCAGUGGCGUAGUAACUACAUUAGCAGUUGCGUAGUAACUACAUUAUCAGUGGCAUAGUAACUACAUCAUCAGUGGCGUAGUAACUUUGUUAUCAAUGACGUAGUAACGACAUUAUCAGUGGCGUAGUAACGACAUUAGCAAUGGCGUAGUAACUAUAUUAUCAGUGGCUUAGUAACUACAUUAUCAGCUCAGGAGUACGGGAAUUGGUCUGGUGGGGCCCCAACCUUAGAUUUGUCUCACACGGUCACACUUAUCGCGGCUCCUCUUGUCUAAUCACAUCAUUACGCUCACGGUCUCGAACAUUUAAUGCUGUAGGGGCACUCCGUCUUCGCAAAAUACAGCUCUGCUUGUCUACUCGGUUACACUAAGAUGACAACGACAUAGAAACAAACGGGUGAUGCGCAAUUUGCAGAAGCCAAACACAGGCGCUCUAAUUGAAUUGAAAUGAAACGUGGCACGAAAAUGAAAGUAUUUUCAUCAAAAUCAAUUUAAACCGCGUUUUAAAUCAAUUUUGUUCAUUUACACUGUUGUUGAAAACAUAAACCCGUGGUAGUUGUCAAGGGGGUCCCAACUUGUAGCUUUGGCCCUGGUGCCAAGGCACCUCCUGCCCCACGCAAGUUACACUGCCGGUGCUCAUUCUGAACCGCAGGUCCUUGGCUGUGACCUUCUACAACCUCCUUUGAUUUCUGCCGGUUGUCCAGGUUGGGCUGUGUUCAUAAUUUCUCCUCUCAAGCUUUUGCCACACACAAGAGUUGGAAUCGUGAAGACGUGAAAAACUAACCUUUUUAUUUUACCAGGUAAGGCCCACUGAGCUAUAUAGCUAUUUUGCAGAAGCGACCUGGUCACAAAUGAUAGCUCAACGAAGCGGCUUAUCACGUGGAAAUGUAUAGAACCAAAAUACUCUAAACGUGGAGGGGAAAAUCAAAGCGAGAACACGCAAACUCCAAACAUAUAAGCGUCAGGGUCUCGAUCGAUUCAACGACAUCCUGUAUACCAGGCGAGGUAGUUAACAUCUCGCCCCAAACUCAGGAUCUUAGCAGCGCCAGCUCAGCGCUCUGACCUGUCAGCCAGCCAACCACAGACAUAUCCUUUCCUUUAUUAGCACGCAUCAUAUUCAAUAUGAUGCUCAGCCAUACAAAUAUACAAACACAGACAUAAUUUCAGCCGUGAUGACGGUUACAAACUGAGUAAUCAUUGGAAAGAUGUGAUUAACCAUGCAAAAAAGAUUUAACUACACUUAUUUGCCCAUCUUAUUUGACAGACAACCAUUACUGUUUUACCAUGUUUAGUGGUGGUCUCCCUGUUACAGGUUGAGUCACAAAUCGCACCUCUCCAUAAGGCUCAGCCUUUGUUAUGCAGUCUAUUCUUAGUCUCAAGCCUCACCUUACCAUAUUAAUAAUAAAGAUGCGGCCCAUGCCCCACCACCUUCUCCAACCAUUAUAUAAACGCAGUGGUAGCUCCUGCAAUCUCUCAUUUACUUGAUACAGCUGUUGUGACUGUGACGGUACCACCUGAAGACGGAAGCUUGUGUUGCCUCCGAAACGUCGUGAUUUUUAUUUUUCUUUUAUUUUUCUUUUAAUGUUUUUACCUACGUGACUUUACCAGAAAAAACCUAAGGAUAUGAAUCAUUGCAGUCACGAAAGCUUCAAAUCUAGAAUUUGGAGCAAGACUUUUUUUUACUUCAACGCUCUGGACAUCUGUGAUAAAGAGCUUUGUAGCUCAUCGGAUUCCUCGAGAAUAUAAUACAUAUUCUGAUUCUGAAUACGUAUUAUAUAUCCUGAAGUAUCAGAAGGGGCCUUUUGCCUUCCUCCACAAAUAUUGAGUUACCAGGAAAGAUGUACUCUCUCUCAAGACUCUAUUUUUAGGAGAGUUCUGCAUGAUGACAAUUGGACAAUGACACUAACGAGUGUGUGGGUUCACGGGGAAGGAAAUGCGAGUACCUGGAGAAAACCUACUGCGCAUGAAGGGGUUAUUCUCAACGCUGUUAUCAAUGAAUAGCACCGUGCCCAUAACAGGCGGAAAGCCAUGGUAAUCACAAAGCCGAGUAUUAACCGGCUUAAAUCCGAGUAACAUCCAGGAGCUGACGAGAUUGGACGCUUACAGGGGGAUUUGGUCAUAUCCAAUAACAAUAUUUUAACAAUGAGAGUCAAAUAAAAUAAAAAUUAGAUAUACACGAAAACGUAACGAAAUACACAAUUGUCAUUUCAGGGCAAAAUGUAUUUGUCGUUGCCAAAAUUGUGGGUGACUGUUUACUGAAAGGACUAUUAUUGUCAACCUGAAAUCACUGCAGAGUUGUAUUUCAAUAAAAAUACCAAAAUGUCAUAGACAAUGUAGAAGAGCAUAACGACUUAAAAUAACGAUACAAAAUAAGUGUUUAUAUAUUUUUAAGUACAUUUACUUUUUACUAAGUAUAAUUUUCAUUAACCAAAUACGCAUCAUGGCUACCACCACAUCGAGAUAAAGUAUGGUAAAUUGGUACUUUGAAUUGCACAUUUCUAGCAGGAAGCAAUGUUAUUUACGUAUUGUGACUAUACAUUUUUUUUGAAAGUCUUCUUUUUACAGUAAGAUUCAUAAACAUUUUAUUCAAAUAUUAAGUUUCAAGAAAAUAGUUUGAGCAAUGCUUGGGGUUGUUGUCUUUACACUUUUCAGAAGCACUUUUCUUCACGCUGGUGAGCUUAGUAAAACAUAUGCAAAUAUAAUCUACUAGCCUUUUGCCCGUCCAAGGACGGGUGUAUUGCAGUAAAUCUGAAACUUGCAAGCGAAAAGCAGACCGCGGCGUGAUAUAUUCAUUGCAACAAUUCGUGUGCAAUUUGUAAGGCCGCGGUGACACAGACUUAUUUCAUCUUAAGGUUAUAAUCCCUUGUUCAUCAUGACGUCCUUUUUACUUCGAUGUCUCAACAGCGUUACGGAGAUCACGUGACGUGAGGGUUCUGCCUUGUGAGUGAGGGUUGUGAGUUGACGCCGAGGAGGGGGGAGGAGGCGCCUCGGCCCCCCAUGUGGAGUGACGUCACCCGCUCAUUAUUAUGAAUGGGGGGGGUCCAUUUGGAGGACGUCACCUUAUAAUGAUUCUUAAUGAGGGGGGAGGGUGUUCCACGUGGAGUGACGUCAGUAGGCUUGCAAAGUACCAUCGUCUUAGAGAAACCAAGCCUACUGGCUAUCAACAAAGAUACGUUCAUGAAGCCAUCCAUAUAUAGAGACACAGACACAAUUUCAACCGAGAGGACGGUUAUAGACUCAGCAAUCAUUGGAAAGAUGUCUUCAACCACUUUGGGUCAUGCCUUGACUUGUGUUUCCUUGUCAAUCAACCUCCACCGUCAGCAGUGUGGUGUGUGGAGCGGGGUGCAGGGAUUUCUUUGCGGCCCUUUGCUGCAUUGGCAUAGCUGCUGAAUUGGCAUUGCUGCUGCAUUGGCAUUGAUGCUGAAUUGGCAUUGCUGCUGCAUUGGCAUUGCUGCUGCAUUGGCAUUGCUGCUGCAUUGGCAUUGCUGCUGCAUUGACAUUGCUGCUGCAUUGGCAUUGCUGCUGCAUUGGCAUUGCUGCUGCAU